UGUUAUUGUUGUUGUUGUUGUGGCUAAAUGUGAUGCUGCUGCCCUCUGUGUCCGGAUCCCAUGAAAUCGCGUUCAUCAUCACAGACAUGGCCUUCCGACGGUCAUUGUGUCUGUUCAACUGAAGCUUUAUGAUUCCGCUCGAGAUGCCGCAGAAGACGCUGGGCUCCGUGGUGGGGCUCCUCUGCUCAGGGGCGUGUUUGGUUGAGGGGAAGCGGUUUUGUUUCGGUGUCAACAAUGAACAGUACAGAUGUGAGAUGGGCUACUGCUGCGGAGAGACCGAGUGCUGCACGUACUAUUACGAGCUCUGGUGGUUCUGGCUGGUCUGGACCCUCAUCAUCAUGCUGAGCUGCUGCUGUGCGUACAGACACCGGCGAGUGAAGAUGCGUCUGCAGCAGGAGCAGAGACAGAGGGAGAUCAGUCUGAUGGCGUAUCAGGGAGCCUCCAGCGCCUUCAUCACUCCUCCUCUUCCUCUUCCUCUUCCUCCUCCUCCUCUCAACCUGCGCUUCUGGACGGACUGUAAGCUGCCCGACUACGAGGAGGUGAUGGCUCACCCCCCCACGCCUCCUCCACCCUACUCUCCUCCGGAGACCCAGGAGACCCAGGAGCCCAGCGGCCGGCGCAGACACGUCACCGGAGACUCCGGCAUCGAGGUGUGUGUGUGCCAGCUGGACGAGGGCUCGGGGCCCGAGGAGGAGGCUCUGUGUCAGGGGUCCGCCAGCUGUGGUCAGGACUGAGGAGACGGACUUCUGUGUCUCUGACUGCAACCCCUCGCUUCCCUCUCACACACUGAACCAGAUACACACCACUGUUAGAGUCUCACAGCUGCCCCGAGACCACACACACACACACACACACAGUGUAGUUUGUGCUGAAUGCUAAUAGAGCAGAUAAACACACAGUCAGCUGAUUGUCUCGUGUCUCAUCGUGGCCUUAGCAGUUUCUCUCGGCUGAUGUAAAGAUGCGUGCCGUCCUGUGUGUGUGUGUGUGUGUGAGCGAGAGAGAGCAGUCACAUGACUCGCCUCUAUGAUUAGUGUUCAUUAGUGAAGCUCAGAUGUGAUCAGAUGUGUGUCGUAGAGGCUGAUCGGACCGCAGACUGAUGUCUACUGCAUCAAGGGCUAAAAUCACGAUCAGAAUGUUUCCGCUUCGGUUUCACUGAAGGACGAUGUUAUCCUCAAAACCUUUUGGACUCCAGACCAAUUUCCACAACGUUUAGACUGUGCCUUUCCCAGUGGAGAUCCAGACUAACUAACUAACUAAAUAACUAGGCUAUGCAAAAUCCCAGGACUGUUGUGAGCUGCAGUAAGGAGCAAUACUCGACUCGACCCCUGUGUAAUCAGAGCAAACACCUUCAGUUUGUUUCUCUCUUCUGUGUCCCCGAGUGAAAGUCCCAAGGU
Messenger RNA from Carassius carassius (crucian carp), 1394 nucleotides. Its product is annotated as WW domain-binding protein 1-like. Bases 129 to 734 code for a protein of 201 amino acids. The transcript is spliced from 4 exons. Lineage: Eukaryota; Metazoa; Chordata; Actinopteri; Cypriniformes; Cyprinidae. The record is from RefSeq and is a predicted model, not a curated record.